This is a messenger RNA of Paramuricea clavata, 1056 nucleotides long. NCBI's taxonomy places the organism in Eukaryota, Metazoa, Cnidaria, Anthozoa, Malacalcyonacea, Plexauridae. The record is from the annotation of a GenBank genome assembly.
AUGGCCCCGGAUCCAACGAAAGUCCAAGAUAUCCUAAACCUCAAAGCCCCAACGUCAGUCACAGAAGUCCGUAGCCUGCUAGGCAUGACCAACUACUGUGCACGAUUCAUCGAGGGAUAUGCCACAAUUACUGAACCUCUGCGAGCCCUUGCCCACAAGAACCAUGCCUGGGAGUGGAUGGACAAGCAGGAACAUGCCCUGGCCCAGCUCCAGCAUGUGUUGGCCAACGCACCUGUCACAGCGUACUUCAACCCUGAGAAAACAACUGAAAUCUCCGUUGAUGCAAGCCCGGUCGGGCUGGUUGCCAUCUUAGCGCAAAUCGAUCCCACAACCAAAGUCAAGCGUAUCAUUGCGUGUGCCAGCCGCUCUCUGACCACCACCGAGCAACGCUACAGCCAGACUGAGCACGAAGCCCUCGCUGUAGUAUGGGCAUGUGAACACUUUCACCUCUACAUUUACGGCAAGCCAGUCAAUGUCUACACAGACCACAAGCCCCUCGUUGCUAUCUAUGGCAACGCGAACUCGAAACCACCUGCCCGUAUCGAAAGAUGGGCACCCAGACUUCAACCAUUCCAGACUACCGUGCAUUACCGAAAAGGAGAAGAAAAUCCUGCAGACUAUAUGUCUAGGCACCCUUCCAGUCACACCGAACCCUGCAGCAGACAGGAAAAAGUUGCAGAAGAGUACAUCAACUACAUUGCCACAACUUCAACACCAGCUGCACUCACCCUCAGCAUGAUUGCAGAGGCCACAGGACGUGACCCAACCCUCCGUGUCGUCAUAGACGCCGUUCAAUCAGGCAAGUGGUAUGAACUAGCCAAGCAUCCAAAGGUCAACACUGACACAUUUCACACAUACGAACGCCUCAAAGAUGAAUUAACCGUUGGAACAACAACCCAGGUAAUCAUUUGCGGAACGAAAUUAGUGAUUCCAAACAAGUUACAACGUCGCGUCGUGGACUUGGCUCACGAAGGUCACCAAGGCAUUACCAAAACCAAAUCCCUACUACGAGAGAAGGUGUGGUUUCCUGGAAUCAACAAAAUGGUCGAAGAAUGA